This is a messenger RNA of Hibiscus syriacus, 716 nucleotides long. RefSeq names its product 50S ribosomal protein 5 alpha, chloroplastic. The record is from RefSeq and is a predicted model, not a curated record. Lineage: Eukaryota; Viridiplantae; Streptophyta; Magnoliopsida; Malvales; Malvaceae. The transcript has 2 exons. The coding region runs from base 61 to 495 and encodes 144 amino acids.
GACUAGGGAGGAAAAGGAGCAUUUUUAUAACUAGCUUAUCCAAAACCAGAGUACAAACAAAUGGCUCUCCUCGCCUGUAAUCCACUUCCCUCUCUAUCUUCUUCUCCAUUUCCUUCUUGCUCCACGUCGUUGCCCAUCUUCGUUUUACCAAGUAUGUCUGCUUUUUCGUUUCACUCCGUCUUCUCUGGGAAUUUUCAUCGAACACCUCUUGUCAUUGAUCUUGUCCCCAACAAGAAAAGAUCGGGGAUGAUUGUGAAAGCAUCUGCUGAAAGUACCGAUGGCGAGCAACAGGUUCCAUCGGAAACCAAGAAGGAAGAUUUGGCUGUGGGACAACUUCCUUUAGAGACUAAGAUGCAGCAGUUAGCGGAGCAGAAGAUGAGGAUGAAGCUGGCCAAGAAGAUAAGGCUCCGUAGGAAGCGACUUGUUCGCAAGAGAAAGCUGAGGAAGAAGGGACGCUGGCCUCCUUCUAAGAUGAAGAAAUUGAAGAAUGUAUGACCUUUUGCUUACUCUUUUCAAAUUCCUUCUUUUUAUCGUGUAGAUGUUAUAUGCUUUUGAGCAGUGAUGACCUCAAUGAACUGAAUCUGCUGUUAUUCGAUUUCAUUUUGGAAUCUCAAAGAUGUAUGAUCUAAGUACUUGCCUGAUUUUGCUAUCUCCUAGGUGAAAUUCAAGCUAUUUGUUCAUUUGAUACUUAAAUGCAUCCCAUUCCCAAGCGUAUA